Molecule: messenger RNA, 697 nt
Organism: Panicum virgatum (switchgrass)
Lineage: Eukaryota; Viridiplantae; Streptophyta; Magnoliopsida; Poales; Poaceae
Exons: 4
Coding region: 56-697 (213 amino acids)
Biological process (GO): proteolysis
Molecular function (GO): cysteine-type peptidase activity
Source: RefSeq, a predicted model, not a curated record
GGACGCAUUCAAGUCAAAUGAAAUCACAGCUACUGCGAGUGAGCUAGCAAAUAGCAUGGCCAUGGGCAGAUCGCUAAACACAAUUGCGCUCCAAGUUGGGACAUUUGUAUUGUCGAAAGAUCCAACACAAAGGAGGAAGAAAAUAAUGUCACCAUGGGUUGGGUUGAAGAUGAUGACGCCAACAGAAGCGUAUUGCAGGAUGGUUGAGAAAGCAUUUGAUUUCCUCAACACAGAAUAUGAUAUGAUCUUGUUCCCAAUCCAUGAAGCAAAUGAAAACGAACCGGAUGCAGCAGGGCACUGGUUUAUAGUUGUAUUAAACCUGGCAGAUAAAGAGUUCCAAGUCAUUGAUUCUCUAAGCACCUCUGGCACCCAGUCACUGGUUCUGAAAGCACACAUGGUUCGCGCGAAGAUCAUAACACUAUGGAAGAAGUACACGGCAAAGCACAAUGGGUGCACAGUCCCCAAUAUUUUUAGCUAUGAACUUCGAUUUAUCUCGGGCUAUCGGCAAUUUGGAAUCCAUGACUGCGGAUUGUUCACCCUCAAGGCGAUUGAGUUUUGGGAUGGAAGCAGGCUGCCCAAGUUUAUUGGAUCUAGUGAGGUAAAUUUGCGGAAACAAGUUCUUCAUCAGUGGAUCACUAGUCCAGCAAACCAAGCUGAUUGGAAGAGCACUCUCUGUCAAGGAAGUGAGACAAAGUAA